Messenger RNA from Coturnix japonica (Japanese quail), 2376 nucleotides. It is a transcript of the gene FADS6, whose product is annotated as fatty acid desaturase 6. NCBI's taxonomy places the organism in Eukaryota, Metazoa, Chordata, Aves, Galliformes, Phasianidae. The record is from RefSeq and is a predicted model, not a curated record. Gene Ontology annotation, biological process: lipid metabolic process. Gene Ontology annotation, molecular function: oxidoreductase activity, acting on paired donors, with oxidation of a pair of donors resulting in the reduction of molecular oxygen to two molecules of water. Gene Ontology annotation, cellular component: membrane.
CCUGCUAAUGAGGCGGUGUUGAAAGGAGCUCUGCACCAAAUGCUGGACGUGCCCACUGUAGCUUGUGGAUGCUGAAGUUUUUUUAGUGGCUCUGGAAACUCUUUCACAAAGGUGUGACACGAAUCCUCUGGGGCUCAGAACGUGGUGCGGUGCGAUGCAGUGACCCCUGCGGAUCACUGCAGGAGUCGGCUGAGCCCAGAGUCCAUCCCAUUUUGAGGCCAUGGCAGCCCAGCAUCGGGUGCAGCAAAGCAGAUGUCAGUGCUGUGGGGUUUAAGGGGAUCAGCGCCUUCUUGUUGAGAUGGUGCAACUUCUGGUGGGGACUUCUUGGUUUUUCGCUGCUCCCCGGCUUCCUCCCAGGAAUUCUGUCUCCGUUGGAAACGAAGCCCUGUCCCGAGAUGCUCCGCCUGGGUUUUCUGGAGCUGUUUCCUGCUUUGGGCUCCUUUCCCUUCAGCAUCUCCUCGCGUCUCUCCGUCACUUUCUCACCUUUUUCCCGUCCCCGGCUCUUCCCGAAAUGGGCACCGGGCGGAUUCCUGCGGUCGCUCAUCUGCAUUCAGCCUCCUCCCCCGCCGGCCCCGCUCCUCCCUCCCGCACCUCCGCGGCGUCGGGCAGAGCUGCGUGCGGUGCCGGCGCGGCGCCUCCCCACGCUCCUCGGCUUUGGGGUUAUACGAUCGUUAUCGCUAUUUUUCCCCGGAGCCCGGCGGCAGCGCUGGGGACUGAGGGACGCGGGAGGGACGCGGCCGGGGCAGCGGGGGCUGUGGGCUCUGCGCUGUGUCACCGCCGUGCGCCGGGAGAUGCCUCUGGGGGACAGCGGGGCGGCCAGGAGGAGCGGCCAGCAUCACUGCGGCGUCACCGGCUGCGAGGGGACACGGGACACCCCGUACCAGGACCAGCCGGCUCCCGAUGUCAGCAGGACGGGGGUGACGGGAGAGGAUGAGGAGCUGUGGCCGGAGCUGGAUGAUGGAGGUUUGACCUCCGGACGGGGAGAAGACGCGUGCAGGGCCCUGCAGAGGGUGAGGAGUGGGGAAGCACUGAUGGCCGAGCUCUCGGAGAGGGUGCAGAAGGUGGUGGGGAGCAGCAGCUGGUGGGAGAGGCACGGCGUGGACAUCUGCAUCCUCAGCUGCAGUCUCCUAGCACUGCCAGCAGGAUUCCUGUGCUUGCGUUCAGCCCACACCAUCCCCUUCCUGGUGGGUGUCUUCAUCCUUGGCGUGGGAUAUCACACCCUGGCUGUGAAGGGCAGCCACCUCGCCAGCCACAACGCCCUGACCAAGUCCAAGUCCUGGGGCAAAAUGUGGGCUGUCUUCUUCAUUGAGUUCUUCUCAGCAUUCACGGCCGAGCAGGCCAGCUACAACCAUGUGAAGCUCCACCAUGGCUACACCAAUGUCAUUGGCCUGGGGGACUCCAGCACCUGGAAGCUGCCUUUCCUGAACCGCUACAUCUAUAUGUUCAUCAUGCCGCUCGCUGUGCCCAUCAUAACCCCCCUGGUUGCACUAGACUUGCUGAGGAACGUGGAGAUGAGGGCUGCUCUCCGCACUGUCUGCAUCAUGUUGCUGGGGCUGUGCUGCCAUUACUGCCUGCUGCGCCACGUCUCGGGCUUCCAGUCGCCGUGGUCUGCCCUGCUCUGCAUGCUGCUCACCCGCUCUCUCCUGGCCCACCCCUACAUCCAUGUCAACAUAUUCCAGCACAUCGGCCUCCCCAUGUUUGCGGCUGAUCGGAAGCCCAAGCGCAUCCAGCAGAUGAGUCUGGGUGUGCUCAACCUGCCCCGCAAUGCACUGCUUGACUGGUGCUUUGGUCACUCGCUCAUCAGCUGCCACGUGGAGCACCACCUCUUCCCCAGCCUGUCUGACAACAUGUGCCUCAAGAUCAAACCCAUCGUGUCGCAGUACCUGAAGGAGAAGCAGCUGCCCUACAAUGAGGACACCUACGGCUCCCGGCUCCGGCUCUUCCUGCAGAAGUACGAGGAGCUGAUGGUCCAUGCGCCGCCCAUCACGGAGCUGGUGGGAAUCCAGUGAGAUGGGGCUGGUGGCUGCAGGAAACGUUCCUCCCACUGUCCUGAUGCUGAGCAGCGGGUGCUGUGUGUGGGGGCUGUGUGUGUGGGGGGGCUGUAUGAGGGCUGUGUGGGGGCUGUGUGGGGUCUGUGCCCCUGGCAGCUGCUGGUGGACAGGGCUCGGUUCUACCCUCACGUCUUUCUUGCUCGGGGAGAGCAAAGCAGCGCAGCGCAGCCCCUGGGCUGUGUCCUGCUGCAGGAGCAGCCGGUGGGGCUGUCACCGGGUGUUACCCACGAGCUGUGCUGGGGGCGGGGGGUGUCGGCGCCACGUGCUUUACCUGGUGGGAUGGGGGGAACCGGCCUCUCCUGGGAACAUGGAUUUGGCAAAUUCA